This is a messenger RNA of Oncorhynchus nerka (sockeye salmon), 1030 nucleotides long. RefSeq names its product transmembrane protein 47-like. Gene Ontology annotation, cellular component: cell-cell junction; membrane. The coding region runs from base 154 to 672 and encodes 172 amino acids. The transcript has 3 exons. Gene Ontology annotation, biological process: cell-cell adhesion. NCBI's taxonomy places the organism in Eukaryota, Metazoa, Chordata, Actinopteri, Salmoniformes, Salmonidae. The record is from RefSeq and is a predicted model, not a curated record.
AGGAGGAGAGAGGACUUCAAUCAGGGUUUUCAUCCCAACUCGCUACAGUCGAUUCUGAACUUUCGGAUUGAGGGUGCUGGAGGACGCUGUCACAGCUUUUCUUCUCUGCUCUAUUUCAACACGCGUGGAUCGAAGUAAACUUAAUAUGAAAACAUGUCUGUAAAUGAAGUGUACGUUUUCAGACCAUUCAAGUUGAUUGCUUUACUUUGUGUCUUUCUGGCAUUGUGUCUGGACAUUGUAGCGUUAUUGAGUCCCGCCUGGGUAACCGCAGAGCGGUUUUCUUUGUCGCUAUGGGAAUCAUGCACCGAAAAAGACUCUGGCUGGAGAUGCCUUUCCACCCUCAAAUCUGACUGGCAGAUAGCCACCCUCGUGUUGCUGCUGGCCGGUGCUGCGGUGACUCUGGUGGCCUUCCUGGUGGCCCUCAUCUCCCUGUGCCGGGGGACACACAGACAGCACUACCGCACAGUAGCCGUGUUCAUGUUUGCUGCAGUGGUCCUUCAGGCUUGUGCACUGGUCCUCUACCCAAUCAAGUUCAUUGAUGGGACCGUCCUGCAGACCUACCAUGAGUUCAACUGGGGCUACGGACUGGGCUGGGGAGCCACCAUCUUCAUGCUAGGGGGAGGCAUCCUCUUCUGCCUCCGGACGGACAUGUACGAGGACGCUAUGUACUGAGCCCUCAUCUCUCUCCUUCUCCUACUCUCUCUAUCUCUCUCUUGCUCUUUCUGUCACACACACACACACACACACACACACACACACACACACACACACAAAUAAAUAUUCACACCCAUACUCUGGUACAACAACACACACACACACACACACACACAUACACACACACACGCGCGCACGCACGCACACACACACACACACACACACACACACAAAUAAAUAUUCACACCCAUACUCUGGUACAACAACACACACACACACACACAAAUAAAUAUUCACACCCAUACUCUGGUACAACAACAACACACACACACACACAAAUAAAUAUUCACACCCAUACUCUGGUACAACAACAACA